AUGUCAUCUGCUGAAGUAUUUGAUGGAGCCAUUGGUAUUGAUUUGGGAACAACUUAUUCAUGUGUUGGUGUCUAUAUGGGAGAUAAUGUAGAAAUCAUUCCGAAUGAUCAAGGUAAUAGAACAACACCUUCCUAUGUUGCAUUCACUGAUGAAGAACGUUUAAUUGGUGAUGCUGCCAAGAAUCAAGUUGCAAUGAAUCCACACAAUACAGUAUUUGAUGCUAAACGUUUAAUUGGUAGAAAGUUUUCCGAUUCAACAGUUCAAGAUGAUAUGAAACAUUGGCCAUUCAAGGUCAUUACAAAGAGUGAUGAGAAACCAUACAUUCAAGUUGAAUACAAAGGAGAAUCACAUGUUUUCACACCAGAACAAAUCUCAUCCAUGGUCUUGACUAAAAUGAAGGAUAUUUCAGAACAAUAUUUGGGUAAACAAGUCAAGAAGGCAGUCAUUACAGUUCCUGCCUAUUUCAACGACUCACAAAGACAAGCAACCAAGGAUGCUGGUGCAAUUGCUGGUUUGGAAGUUUUGAGAAUUAUCAAUGAACCAACAGCUGCUGCCAUUGCUUAUGGUUUAAACAAGAAGGGUGAAAGAAAUGUUUUGAUUUUCGAUUUGGGUGGUGGUACUUUUGAUGUUUCAAUUUUGAAUAUUGAGGAUGGUGUUUUUGAAGUGAAAGCCACUGCUGGUGAUACUCACUUGGGAGGAGAAGAUUUUGAUAACUUGAUGGUUCAAUUCUGCUGUCAAGAAUUUAAGAGAAAGUACAAGAAGGAUAUUCAAGAAAAUCCAAGAGCAUUAAGAAGAUUGAGAACUGCCUGUGAAAGAGCCAAGAGAAAUUUAUCAUCAGCUGCCAAUGCUUCAAUUAAUGUUGAUUCAAUUAUGGACGGAAUUGAUUUGGAUAUUUCAAUGACUCGUGCUAAAUUUGAACAAUUGAAUAUGGACUUGUUUAAGAAGUGUUUCGAACCAGUCAAGAAGGUUUUACAAGAUUCAGGAUUGGAUAAGGCACAAAUUGAUGAUGUUGUUCUUGUUGGUGGUUCAACUCGUAUUCCAAAAGUUCAAGAAAUGCUCAGAGAAUUCUUCAAUGGAAAAGAAUUGUGCAGAUCAAUUAAUCCAGAUGAAGCUGUAGCUUAUGGUGCUGCAGUUCAAGGCGGUGUUUUAACUGGUAAGGAAACCAAAGUCUUAUUAAUCGAUGUUACUCCACUUUCAUUGGGUAUAGAAACAGCUGGUGGUGUCAUGACCAAAUUGAUUGAAAGAAAUUCAACCAUUCCAUGUAAGAAAUCUGAAAUCUUCUCAACCUAUGCUGAUAAUCAAACAGCAGUCACUAUUCAAGUCUUUGAAGGAGAAAGAACCUUGACAAAGGAUAAUCACUUGUUGGGAAGAUUUAACUUGGAAGGUAUUCCACCAGCACCAAGAGGUGUUCCAAAGAUUGAAGUCACAUUUGAAAUUGAUUCUAAUGGUAUUAUGAAAGUUUCUGCCAAGGAUACUUCAUCUGGUAAGACACAAAACAUUACCAUCAAGAAUGAACAAGGACGUUUGAGUAAGGAAGAAAUUGAAGAAAUGGUCAAGAAGGCCAAGGAAAUGGAACAAUUUGAUAAGGAAUUGAAAGAAAAGAUUGAUGCCAAGAAUCAAUUAGAGGCCUACGCCUAUCAAAUGAAAUCCACUGCUGAUGAUCCAAACUUGUCUGGUAAAUUAUCAGAUGCUGAUAAGAAUACCAUCAAGAAGACAUGUGAGGAAGUUAUUAAUUGGUUAGAUAAUAAUUCUACCUAUUCAAAGGAUGAUAUUGAAAAGAGAAGAAAAGAAUUGGAAGGUAAAUGUGCACCAAUUAUUAGCAAGUUGUAUCAACAAGGAGCUGGUCAACCAGAAUUUACACCAAAUGGUGCAAACUUUACCUCAGAUAAUACUUCCAGUAAUUCAAGCAACACAACAUCAAAGCCAAAGUUUGAAGAUGUUGAUGUCGAUUAA
Molecule: messenger RNA, 1953 nt
Organism: Naegleria gruberi
Lineage: Eukaryota; Heterolobosea; Eutetramitea; Acrasida; Naegleriidae
Exons: 1
Coding region: 1-1953 (650 amino acids)
Biological process (GO): cellular response to unfolded protein; protein refolding
Cellular component (GO): cytoplasm
Molecular function (GO): ATP-dependent protein folding chaperone; misfolded protein binding; ATP hydrolysis activity
Source: RefSeq, a predicted model, not a curated record